Messenger RNA from Cryptotermes secundus, 873 nucleotides. Its product is annotated as SUN domain-containing protein 3. The coding region runs from base 1 to 873 and encodes 290 amino acids. Gene Ontology annotation, molecular function: protein-membrane adaptor activity. The transcript has a single exon. Gene Ontology annotation, cellular component: meiotic nuclear membrane microtubule tethering complex; nuclear envelope. NCBI's taxonomy places the organism in Eukaryota, Metazoa, Arthropoda, Insecta, Blattodea, Kalotermitidae. Gene Ontology annotation, biological process: nuclear envelope organization. The record is from RefSeq and is a predicted model, not a curated record.
AUGGCGGACAAUAAAGAAAAAAUAAGUGGUAUUAGCAGUGUUCGCAGAAUCAUCUAUCUGCUUGUAUUGUUUAGCAUGGUGGCAGGACCGGUAGGUGUAAUGCUUGUGUCUCUCUGUAGGUAUAGUACAAGAGACUUAGGAAUAGAAGUUGAUGCACUUAGGCAAGAAGUAGAUGUUCUCAAAAGACUCUCUAAGGGAAUACGUAUCUUAAAGGAAGAACUUAAGGAGAAUCUCCCACGUCUAUUAGAAGGCAUGGAUACAGGAGUCUGCAGCUCAAGUGAAAUACUCAGCAACUUGAAUGAUGCUUCAAGGAAGAUUUUGAAAGACCCAACAGAGUUUUAUGAUACUACUAAGACAGGCCAAAUAGACUUUGCCUUGAAAAGUUUAGGUGGUUCUAUAGCAUCUACACGCGAUACCAAGGACUAUAAUCCAUCACAGCUUGAAACUUUGUAUCAUCCAGCAGAGCAAAUCCUUCAGCCUUGUGUCAUGCCUGGUGAGUGCUGGGCAUUCGAAGGAUCAGGUGCUGUUGUGAUUCGACUAAUUGGUAAGGUCAGCAUUAGGGCAGUGUCUAUGGAGCAUGUUUCACGUGACACGUUGGCCGCAGGCUUAAGAAAAAGCGCACCAAAAGAUUUCUCUGUAUGGGGAUUGGAUAGUCUUCAUGAAGAAGGACACUUCCUUGGAAACUUCACCUAUGAUAUUGAUGGCAGCCCUCUACAGUACUUUCCAGUUCAGGAAGCAUUGGCAAAAUCAUUUCCUUUAAUUGAGCUCAAGAUUCACACAAAUCACGGAAACCCGGUGUACACAUGCCUUUAUCGCUUCAGAGUACACGGAACUAUGGAUCAUUACGGACGUCAUCAAACUGAAGGACAGUAA